Messenger RNA from Anopheles merus, 3378 nucleotides. RefSeq names its product protocadherin Fat 2 (gene Cad96Cb). Bases 855 to 3053 code for a protein of 732 amino acids. The transcript is spliced from 7 exons. Lineage: Eukaryota; Metazoa; Arthropoda; Insecta; Diptera; Culicidae. Gene Ontology annotation, biological process: homophilic cell-cell adhesion. Gene Ontology annotation, cellular component: plasma membrane. Gene Ontology annotation, molecular function: calcium ion binding. The record is from RefSeq and is a predicted model, not a curated record.
ACACUUUCUAAAACAAAACGUCUUCAGUACAGCACAAACCAGCCCAGACACACACACACACCUACACGCACUGCUACUUCCCGAACCGCACGCAGCAUAAAUAUAUAUUUGUCUCUCACUUUCGAUCAACAAAACAUUUCAAUUAGUGCAGCUAUGCGCCUGUUCUAUGCGCCAGAUGGGCUGGAUUUGCAUCAAGAACCGCUGUAGAAUUGAAUGGCCAACGCAGCGAAUCGCAGUGUUUCCAAUUUCCUAAUAAAAAAAGGUAAGCCAAGAUGGGUUCGGUUUGAGGUGAUGGUGAUGGCGCAUGUCGCUGCUGUUGCCGUGUUUGCACAAGACGUAAAACUGUAAAUAAACGAAGCGGAAAGACACCAAUUCAGUCCGUAGCGGGAGCGUUAUUAGAGGCCUACCCUAUUUUUGCGUAUUAUGCAGACACAAAAAAGUCCGUCCAUUGGUGUGUUUUGUAAUGUUGUGUUUCAGUUUUGAUUGGGUUAAGUGAUGGUGCAUAAGGUUUGGAGGGUUUUUUUUUUUUUACUGUCGUGCAAAGUGAGCAAAGUGCGUGGGGAAGGUUAUGAGAAACACGUAUUUCCGCGCUCCCCUCUCGAACAACAGCAACGGUGAAGGACGUUCAAAAGAUUAAAGUUUUGUCUAAAGUGAAGAAGGAAAUAGCAGAUGAACCUAACGGUGUUGAAUAGAACCCAUACGGCAGUGUUGUGUAGUUGUUGGAGGUACCAAUUUCCCUUACUAAAACGCUAUUCCCUGCCCUUUAGCCUAAGAUGCUCAUGGUUGAAUGAACAGGGUGACUUAAAUGCGAGACAAGCGACAAACCUCGCUGCAGUUUCCGCAAUUGAAGAAACAUGGUGCUAAAGUGUACACUAUCAGUAUUGUUUUGUAGUUUAAUGUUAACGGUUGGAACGAUCCACGCUCAACUGCUGGACAAUCGGUGCUAUCUAGACGGUGGCGGAUCGGCCGUAAACUUCUUCGCUAACGAGGACAUCACGGUUGGGGCGGUGGUCGGCAGUCUGCGCGUGCUGGGCGACCCGGGCAAGGACAUUGUGCUGACGCUGCGUGAAAAGGACUCGCCCGUGUACAUUGCGCCCGGUACGAAGGAUCUGAUCGUGGCGAAACCGCUCGACAAGGAGGGACUGAUCGGACCGUCGGCCGUCUUUGUGAACGUGAUUUGUGAGCGCAAGUUUUCCGACGAAGCGGGUAUUAUCAUACCAGUCAACAUACGGGUGACGGACGUGAACGAUAAUGCACCGAUGUGGAUCGGGGCCCCGUACAAGCUGAAUCUUUCGGAAGUGACCGUGAUUGGAACGAGAAUUCUCCAAGGCAUUAGAGCGCACGAUCUGGACCAGCCGGGACCGUACUCGACCGUGGAGUACCAGACACUGCCAGGGCCGUACUCCGACUUUGUCGCCUUCGUAACACCGCUAGAAGGUACGCUGGUGCUGAAGAAGUACAUCGACUACGAAACGGUGCAAAACUUUACGGUCAAAAUACGCGCCCAAGAUCAGGGCAAACCGCCCAAGUACUCCGACACCUACGUCACGAUCCGUGUGCUCGAUUCGGACGACCAGAAUCCCAAGUUUGAUCGCGACGUUUACUACGGCCAGCUGCUCGCCGGGCCCGGUGACGUCAGCAUCACACCGGAAACGAUCCGUGCCGAGGAUCAGGAUCGGGGCAUCCGGGCCGACAUACGCUACUCGAUCGUGUCCUCGAACGGUUCGGAAGAUGAGCUGAACUUUGAGAUACACCCAACCACAGGCACGAUACGGCAGAGGCGUGCCCUACCGCCCGCCCAGGCCCACCACUCGCGCACGAUCGUCGUCAAGGCGACGCAGGUGGACAAUCCCGACCGUUACGCACUGACCACCGUCAUACUGGCGCCACCAAAGGGCAGCGAAACGUCACUAAGCGCCAUGAGCGUACAGCCACCGGUCGGUGGGGCGGAAUUCGUACGCGGCACGUUCUACGUAACGGUGCGGGAAGAUGCUGUGCCCGGCACGAAGGUGUCCCAGCUGGCCGGUGGCGGUGGCCGGGCCGACGAACCGGUCCGCUACCGUAUCGCGGGAUCGCCGCUCGCCCAGGAACAGUUUCGUGUCGGUCCGGGUGGUGAGCUAAUGCUUGCGAAGUCGCUCAACUAUCGCCGCACCUCGCAGUACACGUUUGCGAUCGAAUCGAGCCUGCCGGGGGGCGAACGCAACACCAGCACCACGGUCGUGGUGGACGUGCUGCCCGCCAACAUGUGGGAGCCACGGUUCCGCAAGCCGUUCUAUUCGUUCGCGAUCGAAAAUCCGCUGCACGCCCAGCAGCUGCCGAUGCUGGUCGGUCGCAUCGAGGCGGCCGACGGCGACCGGACGGACGAGCUGUCGUUCGUGCUGAAGGGCAACUACAGCAACCUGUUCCGGGUCGACCCGUACGGCAACCUGUGGCUGGUGUCGAACCGUACCGAUCUGCCGCUAGCGAUGCGGCUGCUCGCCACCGUCACCGACUCGGGGACGCCCCAGAAGUCGGCCACCGUACCGGUGGUGGUGAAGCUGAAGCCCGAGACGGCUUCCCUCACCUCCAACCUGCUCGUGGUGAACAUUGUCGUGGCGUGCGUGCUGGGCGUGCUGCUGCUCGGUGGCUUGGUGCGGUGCGCUUAUCGGCGCCGCAAGCGAAAGGUCUCGUCGGCCGACCAGAUCGGGGGCCAUGGUGCGGGCGGCCAUGGUGCGAUACCACCGCUCAAGCAUGGCGUUGAUUCCAGCCGCUUUCUGCUGCAACGGCCCGACCAGCGGAUGCUGGAACGGACGGGCAUGCAUGCGGGCGGGCGUCUCGCGGCGGACUGUGCCGCUUCCUCCACGCUGGGAAGCGAUAAUCAGGACUUUUUGGAGCACGAGGGAGCAGAAAACCCAAGACGAACGCAAAUACACAACACCCGAGCGCUCGACCGGGAGGAACUGGCCGGGCAGAAUCUAAACCACCUACUGCUGCAGUGGCAGGAAAAGUACGACGAGAAGAACAACGGCACGGAGGAUAUGUCGAUCGAUGACAAGCUGAUCGUGUACUUCUAAGCCCCAAAACAAAGAGACCAAAGUUUCGCCAGCACCAAACUCAACGAUUCUAACAACUGCAACAUUAGACUGAAAGCUGUGCUUUUGAAAUUACGCUACCUAUUUGUAGCAUGCAACCUUGUACACGAACACGAACGCACCCGUUUUUGAACGAAGUCUGGAAGAUUUGCCUUGCCAACAUCUGUUUGUUUGUCCGCGUUUUUGCGCGGCACUUUUCGUCUUUAUUUAUUUUACUCUUAUAGCGAUCGCGCGAUGAUCGUGCACCCAGUUCUGCUCCACUCUAGGGCAAUAAAGCAAACCGUACGUAGCUAGUGGUACUUUGUAC